CGACCGGGACCACGUGGGGCGGGACCACGUGUUGGCAGCGUCAUGGCGUCUGCACCCAAGAGGUUCAAGGCGGCGGUCGAGAGCGGCGCCCAGGGGAAGAGUAGUGCCGACCCCCUCUCCGGGUUCCUGGCAUGGUGCGGGCGGGCCGGGGUGGAGCUGAACCCCAAGGUCCGCCUGAGCAAGGAGGGCGCAGUGGCGGGGUACGGGAUGUUGGCCGCCGAGGAGCUGGAGGCGGGAGAGGUGCUGUUCACCAUCCCUCGCACGGUGCUACUGUCCCAGCACACCACCUCCAUCCACGCACUCUUGCAAGAAGCCCAGGAGUCCCUGCAGAGCCAGUCUGGUUGGGUCCCUCUCCUGCUGGCCUUGCUACACGAGUACACAGCCAGCAACUCACACUGGCAGCCGUAUUUCUCCCUCUGGCAGGACUUCCGGAGCCUGGACCACCCCAUGUUCUGGCCUCAGGAAGAGCGAACAAGGCUCCUGCAGGGCACAGGCAUUCCAGAAGCUGUGGACAAGGAUCUAGCUAACAUCUACCAGGAGUACAACUCCAUCAUCCUGCCUUUUAUGGAGACCCACCCUGACAUCUUUGAUCCCAAACUGCACACUCUGGAGUUGUAUAAGGAGCUGGUGGCAUUUGUCAUGGCUUACAGCUUUCAGGAACCUUUGGAGGAGGAGGAAGAAGAUGAGAAGGGGCCAAAUCCUCCCAUGAUGGUGCCUGUAGCAGAUAUUUUGAAUCAUGUGGCCAACCACAACGCCAACCUGGAAUACUCUCCUCAGUGUUUGAGGAUGGUUACAACGCAGCCUGUGGGGAAAGGACAGGAGAUCUUCAACACCUAUGGGCAGAUGGCCAACUGGCAGCUGCUGCACAUGUAUGGCUUCGCAGAGCCCUACCCUGGCAACACCCACGACACUGCUGACAUCCAGAUGGUGACACUGCGCAGGGCAGCUCUGCAGCGUGCCAAAAGUGAAGCGCAGCAGCAGCUGGUCUCAGAGCAGUGGGACUUCUUGUGCCAGCUGGAGAUGGUAGGGGAGGAAGGCGCCUUUGUGCUUGGCUGGGAUGAGGUGCUGACAGAGGAAGAGCUGUCCGUGACCCUCAAGGUGCUCUGCAUGUCAGAAGAAGAAUUCAAGGAGUAUAAGGAGCAAGAUGGCUGGGAAGACGACAGUGAGGAAGAGGAGAACUCUACCCUUUCAAAUGAGGCCCUCUCCAGACUUAAAACCCCUUGCAAGAAGCUUCUUUAUGACAGUGUGCUGUUGACCCUGGAGUCCUAUGGGGCAGACCUGAAAGCAGAGCAGGACUUGCUAAAUAACAAGGAGGCUUAUGAGAAACUGAGUCGAAGGGAGCAGCAAGCACUGCAUGUGCGCUAUGGACAGAAAAGGAUCUUGCAUCAGCUGCUAGAGCUGGUACAAUAGAAACCUCAGUGUCCCUGGACAGGACCUGGCUGGAGCUGAUUCUGAGGGAAAGGUCAGCCUCUGGCCAUCUCUUUUGUAGCAGAGAGAAUAGAUGGCAAGCCUGACUACGAGUCCAUUUGUCCCUCGUACAGCAGACAGAUUUUUAGCUACCUCUACAUAAAGAAGUAUAUUCACAGCACAAAGGUGGUUUUGAGUGGCCUUAUUGUACCAUGAGAGCUCUGGAGCACAAAUACCACCUUUUUCCAGAGGCCUUAAGAAACCCAGCCAUCCUAAUGGCUGUUUGGGGAAGGCAGACAUAUACCGUCAGAACACCAGAGGAUUCCCUCAUUCAGCAUCAGAAAUUUAAGGCAAGAGCUGCUCCUUGUCUGGAUUAAGAGGGCAGAAAUGCAACUGGUAGCUCUAAUGUUGGAGAGAUUCAGAGUAUCUGCCAGGAAGACCUGCUGACAACACUAAACUCUUCAUCUGUACAUAUUUUAUGUUGAACAUUUUCAAGAGUACAAGCCCAUCUAGCUGGUCUUCAUGUAGGCUCAGUAUAACAAAUAUUUCCUUUUAUUUCCACAAGAUAUUGCGUGGGCUUGAGACUACUCAGGAGGAGCACUGUCACAGUUCCACAGCUGCUGCAGGCUUAGAAUUUCAUACACACCCUCUCCUUGAUGCAAUUCUAGCCUGAACUCGCUUUGGUUUUGCAUGACAAAAGACAGAUGGUUGACAGGCCAAGCUCUAUUUAAUAAAAACAAGUUUUCUUACCUAGCCCAUGCUUUCUACUUCAACAGGGUGUGAAGUCCCAUCUAAGAGUAAGGGGAUUGUUGCAGUUAAAGAGUAUUGCAGACAACCAGAACCCACAGUGUACUGGUGACAAAGCUCAGCUACAGCCCUGCCUGUAGUGUGGGGACAGGGUGGUUUUAACAGUACUGAGGGGAGCUUGUUCUGGUUUCCCAGAUGGGACAAUAGUGAAUUUGACCAGGAUCUCACACAGCUGCCUCUAACCUUUAGAGAUGUUGUUAAAAUUGGUAUUUUUGUACCCCAUGUCUCUCCAAAGAAAUCAUAUUGGAAAACGUACAUGUCAGAGUAUUACAUUUGGUAUCGUGGUUAAAGUUUGGGGUUUGGGUUAAAACUUGUUUUUUUAGAUAUGCACAAACUUGGUGAUGACCAAAGCCUAUAAAAGGUUUGAACACUGUGUAACAAGACUUUGUUAUACCUACUGUUUGUAAUGUUUGCCUGCAUGAACAUUUAAAAUUGCACCUCAUUUGAGAAGGGCAUUUUGAGAACUUCACUUCUAGACUGUAUUUUUGGACCAUGAGGAAAGCUUGGGGGAGGAUUUGCUUACUAAGAAUAUGAUUAUGUGGUGGCCUCUGUAUCUAUGAGAGAAUUGGGGAAAACAGCAUCAUAAUGGAUCCUACAAUUAAUGUUACUUUGUUGCCAGGAAGGAAAAUGGGGAAAAGUACCAAAUGUUGAUCUGUUCUUUGCAUUGCAGAAUAAUGAUAAGGCUUUGAAGGAAUGGGAUUGAUGACACCAGACUCAUGUUUUAGCACCAGAGAAAUAAAAAGAAAGUGUAAUUAAGAGAAUGAGGUAGACAAGGGAAAGGAAAGAAAGGGGGGAAAUAAAUCAGAAAAGGGAUGGUAAAUUUGGUUGAUUGUUGUGACAGUUGAAGGGUAGGUGGUAAGGUAAGGGAAUCAGAUUUCAACUGGUAAAUUCUCAUCUAGUAGGAAAAAUUCAAUGUACUUACUGUAAGCAGAAGGGGCACUGGAAACAAAUGCCCACAGAACCCAGGGCAUAUGUAAUCCUCAAAGACUGGAGACUCCACAAGUAGAAAGACUGCUUACACUGAAUUGGGAUUUAGACUGAGAGGCAGCUGAGAGCUCCAAAGAAUCCCCAACAGAACUCCUGGUCACAGUAAAUUUGGGGAAUGAAAAGGUUGAAUAUCUAAUAGAGGUGCAACUUAGAUGUAAAGGAGUCUUCAGUAAACAAAGCACAUAUAAAGCUGGAACCAUAGGGAAAAAGGAAAUAAGACCAUUAUUUCAGCCACUCAAAUUUGGAAUUGUACAGAGUUUUGUAAAAUUUCUAUACAUAUCCAAAUGCCCAAUCCUAUUAUUAGGAAGAAAAUUAAGUAAAUUAAAUGCAAAAAAAAAAAACCAAACUUUGAGAAAGGACAGAUCCAAGAACAUAAACCAGAAAAAAAAGCCCUGAGGACACAAGUCUUUAUGUUACAUGAUCCAAAAGAGCUUGUUUACCAGAGAGGAAAAGAUACCCCAAAAAAUAGAAAAUGGAUGACUCCUCUCAUGUAGGUGACUGGCACUCCUGCAAGAUCACAAGAAGCAAAACUGGUAACAACCCAAUUAAAACCAGGCACCAGAUGAGUAAGAUGAAAAAAAUACCCUGUUAAAUUGGAAGCUAGAAAAGGACUAGAGCCAAACACUGAAAGAUUUACUAGCUUUGAGUUGUUUCAGGAAUGCCAUUGAGUUUAAUACCCCAAUUCUCCCACUUAAGAAACCACACUCAGAUGAGUAUCAGCUAGUUCAAGAUUUAAGAGCCAUAAAGCUUGCACACAAGAUGUGCAUUAACCACAUAAAAAAGACACUGAUCAGUGGUUUAGGGCAUUAGACUUGAAAGAUAUUCCCUUAAAAGAUAUCCUUUUGUAUCACACUGGAUGCCAGAAGUCAAGAGCUGUCCUCAAAUCCCUGAGGGAAAACAGUCCAGCCUAACUAACAACCCUGUUUAAGAACAGGCAUACAAUUUCUGGAAAACAAUGUAAAACUGAGUGUUCUUGGGACUGGAAUGGAAGGCAUAGUAAAAUAUAGUGAAGAAGAAAUGAGAACUGUGUCCAAAGUUCCAACUUCAAAAGGCUCAGUUUCAGCACAGCUGCUGACCCGGCAAAGAAAUGCCAUGGAAUUGUAGGACCUAGCAACAUUCUGCUCCUUGACACAGAGGUGACUAAUGCCUGGAACAGGAAGACAGAGAAUUCCCUGCCACCCACUGGCACAGCUGGCUCAGCGAUCCCUCAGAGCUGUUUUUUCCUCUAUGCAGUGAAUGCAAAGCCAGGUAUGGAACCUCUUAAACCUGAGCAGGAAAUCCUGACCUCCCUGUGCACACCAAAGCAAGUCAACUAAACAGUCAGUUUUAACAAGCUGAUAAUGUAAAAUGAAAGAAGUGAAGCUCUAUUUCCUAGCAUCUGCUAGGUUAAAGGACCUUGCAAUAUUAUUAACAACACUGAAGCUGCCUACCCUUACAACAGCGAACCACAACCUUGGGCAGAUUCCUGCUGCAGGGAGAUGACAGCAGGGUGGAAAGGCACUAGAAAUGAAACUGAUGGGCUGUCCACACUCUGUAUACCUCCACUGCAGUCUCCUGUCUGAGAGGACAACUCUGCUCAUGAACUUGCACCUAAGCCAUUUCUGUUUCCAUACAACUGUCCUUCCUGAUGCACUUCAAAGCAAGAUCCUGUCUAGUCAUUACAUCUGCCCACUGACCUUGUGCUAGAGAGCAAACCCAGCUGCUUUCAACAGGCAGUGCCCAAAACACACUGGAAAACUGCAGGCUUUGAGUGGGUGGAAAAGGCUUUGGAAGACAUCAACUGGCCAGGAUAAAUUGGAGAGAAUAAGCACAGUGGCACGUGCUGCAUGUCAUGACUUUAAUGUGUAACUACAGUAUGCAUACAUACAAGAGUGGGAGAACUAAAGCCCAAGAACUAGAAAGGCUACAAAAUACAACACGUGGACCAAUACUUUACAAAACAUUGAAAAUCCUUACAAAAUGGGCUGUAUUGGUCCUUUGGGUUUUUUGUUUUAAUUUUUUCUUUUUUUUCCUUUUUUUAGUUUUUUUUUUUACAAACUUAUACUGUGUGGUCACAGGGGAGGGUGAAAAAAGUUCUAGAUUUAACCCCUCAUCUUCCAAAAUUUACAACUGUCCAAAAAAAAAAAAAAAAAAA
Molecule: messenger RNA, 5335 nt
Organism: Cyanistes caeruleus (blue tit)
Lineage: Eukaryota; Metazoa; Chordata; Aves; Passeriformes; Paridae
Gene: SETD6
Product: SET domain containing 6, protein lysine methyltransferase
Biological process (GO): peptidyl-lysine monomethylation
Cellular component (GO): nucleus
Molecular function (GO): protein binding; protein-lysine N-methyltransferase activity
Source: RefSeq, a predicted model, not a curated record